This is a messenger RNA of Notothenia coriiceps (black rockcod), 2127 nucleotides long. Its product is annotated as torsin-1A-interacting protein 2. The transcript is spliced from 9 exons. Gene Ontology annotation, biological process: membrane organization. Gene Ontology annotation, cellular component: membrane. NCBI's taxonomy places the organism in Eukaryota, Metazoa, Chordata, Actinopteri, Perciformes, Nototheniidae. The record is from RefSeq and is a predicted model, not a curated record. Gene Ontology annotation, molecular function: ATPase activator activity. The coding region runs from base 100 to 1725 and encodes 541 amino acids.
AUGGUUCCCCUAACAACUUACGGGAAGUCCAUCGUUUAUCCGUAUGUGAAACUCGUAUUGACUCUGAUGUUUUUGGCAUCGCUUUUGUUGUCAUUAUAAAUGGAUUCCAGGGUUUCUGAAAUUAAGGAGCCUCGCCUUCUGAGGCGAUCGGUUAGGCAGUCAUCGGGUAACGUUAGAGCAUUGGAUUUUGAACUGACACCCAGGGGACCUCUGAAGAGGACCAGAAGAGGGAUGAAACCCCAAAGUCCUGUUAAAGCUGUCAAUGGGUCCAGAGAUGAGGAGUGUGACUCAGAGGAUGAAGUAUCCCCGAGCAAGAAGAGCCGGCUGGAGGAUGGAGGAGCAGAGGACAGCUGUGGUGAUGCGAAUGAGAUGGAGGUUCAGGAACCUGAUGAUGAUCAGGACACAGAUGAAGACCAGGGAAUGGAUAUUAUACAGCAGUCCUCUCAUGCCUCUCAUCAAGUACAAUCAAACAAAGGCGCCCUUGGAGAUAUGAAUUUAUCCCCGUGUGUUGUGCUCAAGGAGCUCCGCAGUCAUGCUGUAAAUAAAGAUGCAGGUUGGAUAAUACCUAAUAAAGGGCUGAAUGAACUCCGCAGUCGUGCUGUACAUGGAGAUGCAGAACGGAUAAGAACAAAGACAGCAAAAGGACCUGAAGCUCCCGCCAAGUCUUCCGCACAAAUCAGACCACCGGUAAACAGACGCGAUGUACCUUUCCCAAAGGUCACCAGCAUGGACGAGUACAGGAAGACGUUGGAAGCUAAGGCCAAAAGCACUGGUAUACCUGCAGUUAACCAUCACCAGAGUGUGUACCCAGCCUCGGAGAAAUCCUGCACAAGACAACGUGCGAAUAAUAUCCCAACACAAAAACAAACCGUUCAGCAGAAAAAACAAGUGAAAAACAAAUCACUUGCUAUCAAGAAAAGCACUGGAUAUUCCUGUAGCGGAUUCAUGUGGGGUUUAUUCCGUUUUAUUCUCGUGGCGCUGAUCGGUUCGGCCGUCUUAGUGGCAUGCAAGAUCAUCCCUGUAAUGAAGAAGAAUGCAGAUGGUAAAACGCACCCACCCAGGCCCGUAAAGCCGGAUAUUUUUGCAGAUCAGCUGUCUCUUCUUCAGGCUCAGUUCCCCAGUCAGCACUCUGAGUUGUGGAGGAGAAGCAAGAUCCACUUGGAGAAGCACCUGAAAACAGCGCAGCCCACAGAGCCGGUCAGUCUGAUCUUUACUGCCGGCCGCGGGGCUGAGAAGACCCUGUCCUGCCUGGCUCAGAGGCUGGCCUCCUCGUACUCCUCGGCCCUCAACGCCUCCGUCCUCCACAUCGACGGAGCCAGCAGAGCCAGCCACGACAGCGAUGAGGUGAAGCUGGACAUCGACAACCAGCUGCGAGCUGCGUUUGAAGGAGACAAACCCGCGGCCGUCAUUCAUCGCUUCGAGGAACUGCCUCCAGGCUCCACGCUCAUUUUUUAUCGCUACUGCGACCAUGAGAACGCCGCCUACAAGCGCGUGUUUUUGUUGUUUACUGUGCUGCUUCCUCAAGAUGAGAUCAUUGGGGACCAGAGUCUGAAGGAAGUGGAGGAGAUGGUGCUAGAGUACGUCAAGGAAAAGCUGAUUGGCUCCAGCAACGGCGCUUCUUUCAACGACAUGGACAUAGACAAGUUUGGGGGACUGUGGAGCCGCAUCUCCCAUCUCAUCUUACCUGUGGUGUCUGAGAAGGAAGUAGAGCAGAAAGGGUGCUGAAGACUCCAGCUGGUCAUCAACGAAGAAGUCCAGAAGAAUUCCAUUUUGGAUCAGCCUGAUUCUUCCUAGGACCGUACAUUAGCUGAGACAGAGAAGUAACUUGUAAAUAUAAUGUGUGGUGUUACAUUUCACAUGUAACCUUGAGUUCAAAUGUUUGAAGGUUGUUUUAAUCUCUCCGUCAGCAGUAUAAGGUUGAAGAACUGCUCAUGUUGUUCAGCACUGAGUUUUUACAAAUGUACAAGCUUUUGAAUAAGGAUAUGUACCAUCGUUUCAUUUCCCAAGUAGGUUAUGAAAUGCUCUCAUCCAGGUUUAGUACAAUAUGUUUGAUUGAUUUGUUUUCUCCUUGUUCUGUGUCAUUAAUUGUUUUAACAGCACUUUGUUCCACAGCUUUUUAACCCAUCU